CUUCCGAGGCUACUGCUCAGAGGUCCUUACUAUCAGUCGACAUGGGCUUGCUAACUAUCAUACGCAAGAACCGGCAAAAGGAGAAGGAAAUGCGGAUACUGUUUCUUGGCUUGGAUAACGCCGGGAAAACAACUAUCCUGAAGAAGCUCAACGGAGAGGAUAUCAUGGGGGUCAGUCCCACUCUCGGAUUCAACAUCAAGACCUUCGUGCACGGCAAAUAUACCUUGAAUAUAUGGGAUGUGGGCGGCCAGAGAACACUCCGACCUUACUGGCGGAACUACUUCGAGCAGACGGAUGCAUUGGUUUGGGUUGUCGACUCCGGCGACCGCAUGAGGAUGCAAGACUGCAAGGAGGAGCUUCACAGUCUUCUCCUGGAAGACCGUCUGGCCGGCGCGUCGCUUCUCGUCUUCGCCAAUAAGCAGGACAUUCAAGGGUCCAUGUCCAGCGCCGAGAUUCGAGAUGCACUCGAUCUCCUUUCCAUCCAGUCGCACCAGUGGCGCAUCCUGCCAUGUAGCGCGAUGACAGGGCAGAACCUUGUCGAAGGGCUCGAUUGGGUCGUAGGUGAGGUCGCUAGCCGACUUUACUACUCGUCAACAGACGCUGCCGCCGGAACUUGGCAAUCGGAAGGAGGCGUAUCUGCGCAGAGAGCGACUGUACAUUGACAUUGACUUCGUGAAUGAUGAUGACGUAAC
This is a messenger RNA of Dichomitus squalens LYAD-421 SS1, 692 nucleotides long. RefSeq names its product GTP-binding protein. The coding region runs from base 42 to 662 and encodes 206 amino acids. The transcript is spliced from 6 exons. Gene Ontology annotation, cellular component: cytoplasm; microtubule cytoskeleton. Gene Ontology annotation, molecular function: GTPase activity; GTP binding. The record is from RefSeq and is a predicted model, not a curated record. NCBI's taxonomy places the organism in Eukaryota, Fungi, Basidiomycota, Agaricomycetes, Polyporales, Polyporaceae. Gene Ontology annotation, biological process: protein folding.